AUGACUCCUCUCAUCAAUCCGACCUCCAUCCUUGUGGGCUUCAUGCUCUUGUACCUCUCCUCCUUCUUCGUCUUCGCCAUUGUUCGGAUCGCAACGGGGAUCUCCAUCCAGCGCGUCGGCUACUUUUCACUCCGGCGAAUCGCUUACACUCCGAGAGAGGGGCUUCACAUCGAAAUCCGCGGCCUUGGGUUUUCCUUGCACCCCCCGUCCUUCGCACAGCCAACAUGGGUCAGCAUUCGAUUAACGGACCUGAAAGUCACACUGGACUCGGCAUCUCUGCGCAAGAGCAAGGGAGAGCCAUCGCGCAAUAUCCUAGAAUCCCCUGACCCGGGCAGCCCAUCUGAAGAGACCGAACCGCCCGACCCUCCCCACCGUCGCAGCAAGACAUGGCAAACCCUAACGCGCAUCAAGGAGCGCUUGAAGCGCUUGCACCGGCAGAUCAAUUGGCUGGCCCUUGUCGACCUGAAAGCCGUCAACUCCACGGUGCAUUUCCUCGAUGCAGGACAAAUUCAGGUGGGCUCGCUCAGCCUGACGGUGGAUACCCGGAGUAAGAUGGUGGAACGGGGCAAGCUCUUCCGUCGCAAGAAGGACAUGUCGCAGGAGCAACGCCCGGCGGAAUGGAUUAUGAAUGUUCAGAAUAUUCUACUUGUGGUGGACGGCCGAGAACCGACGGAGGUGCUGGACAACGUGGGCGUGAAUCUCCAUGGACUGCUUUAUAAGGACUUGGAGGGACUGAGGGAUGCAUCCGUGGCUCUGAAAAUUGGACGCUUGCAUAUCCCCUACGACGAUCUGCAUAUGCUCAUCCAGCGCAUCAAACGCUCUCAAUCGUCUUUCAAGGGACCUGCGAACCCAGAGACGGACGAUGAGAUCUCUUUUGCUGACUUUGUGGAAGAACUGGACAAGCCCGGGAGCCGAGAUGAUGCCAUUGUGCAGACGGUAGCAGACUCCAGGGAGUUUGCGAGCUCUUUACUGCGGGGUAUACAGGAGUUCCAGGUAGCGCUGAGCUUCUUUCGAUUCUCCUGGGGUCUACAGUCUCUUUCUGCCGACCAGAACCCAGUUUAUAUGAAUGUGGUAUCGCAUGAACUCGGGAUUGACCUGAAUCGGAUGGACCAGAAGAGCCCAGAGCACCGCAUGUACUUCCAGCGCAACGAUGUGGCUCACCAAGCCCUGCUGGCUGCGAUCUCCCUUUCGGUUAGCUUGGAUGACGGCUCGGGCGAAACGGAUAACAUUCUAUACAUCCCCAUGGCUACGACGACCAUUAAAACCACGUUGCCAUCCAAGACGGUGAGCGCCUUUGACGAGGAGAACCCCGAGGAACGGAACACCAACGUCCUCUUCGCCAAUUUGGUUGUCACUUCCCCCUCCCUCGACUUGCAGCCCCAGCACUUCUCCCGACUCCUCAAGUUGGUGGAGGCACGAGCUUCCUCUCCUCGCCGCAAGAAGCAGAGUAACCACCACUUGAUCUCUCGAUUGCUUCCCAAGGCAAGCAUCAAGCUCUCCGUUCAUGAGCCCGUGGUCCGAUUUGUCUUGCCCAUCGAGAAAAAGCCCGGUGAACCCGGUGACUACAAUCUCCUCAUUUCCUCCAUCUCCUCGAUCUCGCUGGACAUUGAGUCCUCCCAUUCCUCCGAAGGCGGCGCUCACUACUCUUUGUCGUCGGUUUAUCGAGUCACAUCUCACAAGUUCUAUUACCAGACCCCAACCGGCGUUAAGCAUAACCUUUUGACAACAGAAAGCCUGGAGCUCAAGGCUCACUUGAACGCGUCCCCGGAAGUCUGUGUCAUUGCGUCUGGCAAUCUGAAUGAGUGCUCCGUGCACAUGAUCAACGGCGACGUCAAUCGUGGGAUCCGACAAGUGCUCGAACAAUUCCGGACGCACCUGCAACCACAGAAGAAGGUCCAGGUACAGGAGCGAAAGGCAAGCCCGUUGAGACAAGUCCCGCCGUGGCUCCUCCAAUUUCAAUUUGAAGCCACGGGAUUCAGCCUGGAGAUUGCCGGUGUCGAUACAACCGUAUCCAAAAUUGCUCGCGGUGUUUCUCUACAAAUGCAGUCAUGGACGGCGGAAUACAAAGCCCAGAAAACAGAACCAACGACCAGCAGCCUCACCAGGCGACGUACUGCAAGUCACUCAACAAUUGGAGAAGAAUCGCCAUUCCGCUUCCCCCCAACGUCGCCACCGAAGCAUGCACAGCGCGGUGCUACAGAUGGCCGACGAGUGGCGCUCCAUGUGCGUGGCUUCGAUGGUUUCGUCAUUGAAUCCGAAGACUACUUGGAGCCUGAACCUUUCUUCUCACUUCCCCGAUUUGAGAUCGCAUUGAGCACACUCAGUGACCGCCUCGGGCCGGUUCUGCACGUCAACUCCGUUUUUAAAGGCGUCUAUCUACAAUACUCCCUCUAUCGCUUCUAUUGCCUUGGUGUUGCAACUUCCGUGGUUCAAGACGUGUUUUCGCCUCUACCAUCUCACCAUGCGGGGACUUCCCAAAAGAAGACGCAGCACUCUGCUGCUUCAUCAAUUCCCCCACCUCCACCGUCUUCUCCAUUAUCGUCAAAGAAUGAGUUUGUUACGGUCGAUGUUCGAGUGACAGUCUUCCAGCUCAAGGCCUUCCUUCCCAACGAUCCUGCGAUGAUGCUUCAGAUCUAUGGAUUAGCCGGUACUUCUCAGCGUCUUGGGACUCCUCAUCUCAAAGCCAAUCUCCUUCGCUUACACGCAGAGGCGCCCAAGCUCAAGGGUGUCUGGGCAAGGAUCGGCAGUAUGAAUAAUGUCAGACUCGACUUUCGCAAGAUGAAGUUGAAACAUGGCAAAGAUUUGGUCGAGGAGAGUUCUAUUGACCUAUGGGCGGACUUCAUCCGGCUGGGUGUUCCCCAUCACAUGGUGAUGCAUCGCAUUUUCGACAACUUGAUCAACACUUCGAAGGCCUUCAAGCAGUUACACCAUCGCUUCAAGAAUCGCUCUCGGGAAUUCGUCAAAGCUCUGCUGUUCGAACUCGAAGAUGACGCGUUUGAAUGGAAGCUGGGCUGCAUCUACAGGACAGGUUUGAUUGAGCAGACCCAACGGUUGGCUCGCGAAGAAGCUUUCUAUCUGAAAGCCCACAAAGUCAAGGAGUCAGAUAACCGCCGCGCGACGUCCCGGUUACGGGCCAAAUCGAGCCAUCGCACUCUCCGCAGUGACCGAACUAGCCAAGAGACGAGAAGAAGCCACAGUGCUGAUACACGGCCAAGGCAGGACGACGCAGAUCGUGGGCGUGGAUGCAAAUUCCGCUAUGAUGCUGGAGGCGCGACUUGCCUUUCUUCCGAACAAAAGAUUUCUACUGAUGCUGCCUGGAAUCGACUGCAACAACACAAUGCUCAGGUCUGGAAGGAGAAGAUUGAUUCUGCGCUGAAAUUCCAAGGCACGUCGAUCAAAGAAGUCCGCGAGCUCUUUUCCGGAGCAGACGAGCCACCCGAAGAUGUGAAGGAGACGGAAACCAUCCUGGCCAUUCCGAACAGACCAGGGCUUAUGUCCGCGUUGAUCAGCGACGUGAACCUCGUUGUGGACAGACCUUCCUUCCCGCUCGAUGAUUACCCUGCGUUCCUCCACCGCAUUGGAAAAGGAAUGCCCAUGUCGAUGCAGUACGGUCUGCUUAUUCCGAUGAGUCUCAACCUGGAAAUGGGCGAAGCGCGCGUCAAUCUAAGAGACUACCCCUUGGAUAUACUGCACAUUCCGGCUUUGCGCCCAGGGCAAUCUCCAAGGCUUCCCAGUUGGUCAUUACGGACGAACUUUGUGAUCGCUGAAGAAUGGCGCGGCCAUGAAGCUGCAAGACAGGUGCAAGUCGAGCUUGUGCCUCCGUCUGAGUUGCCCGAUGGAACAGUCACUGAUCCGUACACCAUCAAUGUCUGGCGUUCCGUGACUCCCGUCAAGACCUAUUCUGACCCCGUUUUUGAAAUCAAUACCAGCCUGCCUACGAGCAUCUCAUGGGGCUGCUCGUACCAGCCUGUCAUUCAAGAUAUGAUGAAGAUCAUCGAAGGAUUCACCAAGCCGGAGAUCGAUCCCUCGGAGCGGGUUGGUUUCUGGGACAAGAUUCGACUGAGCUUCCAUUCUCGAAUUAAAGUUCUCUGGAAGGAAGACGGUGAUGUCCACCUUCGCCUCAAAGGUUCUCGCGACCCAUAUGUGGUAACGGGCUUUGGGAGCGGCUUUGUUAUGUGCUGGCGACGGGACGUCAAGUGGGAAAUCCACCCAAGCGAUGACCCCAUGGAGUUUAUGAGCGUGACUAGUGGCGAAUAUGUGCUGGCUAUUCCCGAUUACAGCGCCGAAGCACGAUGGGCAACCGAGAUGACCUCCGAAGACUUGGAAACCAGUUCUCAAUCCAGUGAACAGAAGAAUGCUGCUCACUUCAAGAAGGUCAUCAUGAAGCUGUCCGGUGAUGUCAAAUGGGCCGCCGGUUUGGUUUUUGAACGCGAUGUCGACAAGGAUACGCGGUCAUUCUCGUUCAGACCGCACUAUGAUGUCGUCCUCAAGAAUCCCAAAUUCGUCGACUCGACGGAACAGCCGAACUACGAUGCUUUCCGUGGGUUCCGCAGUGAUCAUAUUCACCUGUCUAUCGCGGUCAUUGCACCCCAGAGCCGAAACUGGUCUGUCGACGAUGUCCAGCCAUCUACAAGUUAUAACACCGUUCACUUGACUCCGCGCUUCUUCACCCAUUUCUUCUCUUGGUGGUCUCUCUUCUCGGGUGUUAUGUCCCUCCCUGUACGCCAGGGAUCGCUCUUCCCAGGACCCACCAAGACCAGCAAGAAGUUCAACCGCCACCUUUCGACGGUUAAGUACAAACUUCUUCUUGCACCUCUGUUCGUUGCACACAUCUACAAACACAAGGAUCGCGAGGACUAUGCCGAGAGUGCUGUGACCGCCACAGGAUUGAAGGUCCGCCUUGAUAGUCUGAAGCUUGACAUCCACCAAAGACGAGAGCAAAUCAAGACCCAGGCCCGUGGCCGCUCGAAACAGACCAAAACAACCGUUAUGCGGAUCAACCAGGCUCAAAUUGACCUACAGUCUGCCGAUUUCCGGGCUGUUUCAGCCGCAAUCCAGGGUACAACCCCUGAGGAUAUUGAGCAAAACCGGGAUGAUAUCAUUUCCUCCUUCCAGCAACCAGUGCCCUCUGUUGAUUUGUCUCGGUUCACAAUCCCCGAUCAGAACUUGGACUGGAUUGACAUGGAUGACUUUGUCGAGCCCGACUGGAUUCUUCCGCAAGAGUCAAAUCCUCGCACGCAGAUCUUGCCGCUGGCCUUCACUCCGCGGUUCACCUACUUCCGUCAGACUGAUUUCGGCGACGUCGGCCCUGAAGAGAGCGGUUAUAGUACCUUUGGGUACGAACCGACUCAUGAGUGUGUCAUGUCCGAGACCAACGAUCCUCGUCGCGUCCAGAUCGAGUUGAUCAAAGAUCGCCUUGCGACCGUUGAAGCACAGAUACGGAACUACGAUCGUACGAUUGGCGAACAGGAACUGAAGCUGAUGAAAGAAGGGGACCAGGGCGCGGACGAGUUGAAGCGUCAACAUGAGCUCUAUGUGCGCCAGUCGGAGCAGCUUACGAGACGACGGAGGUUCUUGACUCAUAGCCUGCAACGUCUCGAACGAUAUCUUGCGCGAGAUGAACGGACACCUAAAAGGGACAAGUCAGGAAACGGUGUGACUCCCAGCAACGCGUCCUCCCGGACUGGGUUGGACACGGAGUCUACUGUCGACGGUAAAUCUGGUAUCGAUGGGCUUUACUCCUCAGCCAAUGAUGAGUUUUCGAGCGAUUUCAAGAAUCGCUUCAUGAUACACAAUGUGCAGCUGAAGUGGAACAACUCCCUUCGAAACAUCAUUCUCCGCUACAGCCACCAAGUCAGCCAGCGGCGAGGGUUUGUUUAUUACAUGUCUCGACGAGCCGUUAAGUUCAUCCUUGAUAUCGUGGAGGAGCAGAACAGGAACAAGCGGAAGAAUCCUAGGAUGUCCAAGACACAAACGCGAAGCGACAAUGAGGACGAAAACGUGGACGAGCGCAUUGAACAAUUGCUGAACGAUGCAAAGCGCUACGUUAAUGUUGAAGACAGUGAACCGCCUGAGUCGACCACCGGAUCGACACCGCAUUCGGAAGACUCGAGCGAUAAUAUCGCACCAGAAUUUACACCUCAGAACAGCUACCACCUGCGGCUCAUUGCGCCUCAGAUUCAGCUUAUGAGCGAGAAGAAUCAAAAGUCAGUCUUGCUUGUGGCGGCCAAAGGCAUGCAGCUCAAGGUUGUGUCGAUCAUGGAUAAGGAGCGUGUCUGGGAUGAUGUUAGCGGUUUGGUGCAACGACGCUUCUCCCUCGAGAUGGAUGGCGCCCAGUUCUUCGUUGCAACACAGAAGAAUCUGAUGGCCCACUUGCAUUUCUAUGCGGGCAACAAAUACGGCAACUCGCCGGGCUCUGCGUGGCCGCCCUGGUUGACCCUAGAAGCUGUGUUUGACUUUGAGCUUAGCCCCUUUGGCUUCUCUCGGAUUGUGCAGAAGACAUCCGCCACCCUGCGCUACGACAAGUACAACGACCUUCGUCUGAAGUACAACGAUGAGGUCGCCAAAGGUCACACAGGCCCACAUCGCGGAGGUCGUGAGACUCGCAUGGAUCAGAUCAGUGUCGACUUCCCUCAUUUCCGCGCCAUUUGCGACUCUGCAGAGUACUACUCCAUGUACAUCAUCGCGCUGGAUCUCAUGCUCUACAGCGAACCGCUCGAGAAGGUCCGCAACGAGCGCCUGGAAAGGAUCAUGCUCACGUCCGACUUCAGCGACCUUCGCGGCGCCCCCGAAAUGGUCUUCAAACUUCAGGCACGUAUCCGGCAACUGGAAGAGAUCAAGGAGCAUUUCCAGAUCAACGCCAAGUACCUCGACAAACGCGGCUGGGAGGACCGGCUGGCACUUGAACGGGACUUGUCUCAUUGUGAGGAUGAGCUUUUCUUCAUGAUGAAGGCGAUCACCACAUCCCAGAAACGGAUGGAGCCGAGCUCGUCAAAGGGGAACGGCGUUUUGCGCUGGAGCAUCUCUGCGGCAGAGGUGGUUUGGCACUUGAUGAAGGAAGCAUCUGCGCCAUUGGUUGAGUUCCAGCUGCGCAACGCCCAGUACGAACGCACCGAUAAUACCGAUGGUUCCAACCACAACCUGGUGGCUGUGGAACGUUUGGUGGGUCUGAAUCUGUUGCCCAACGCCAUCUACCCGCAGAUCAUCGCACCGUAUCUCGACCAGCCGCGCCCCUUGGACGACCACAUGCUUCGGGUGAAAUGGCACAAGCUGGAGGCCGUCGCUGGGAUCCCCGUGGUGGACAAUUUCGAAGUGUCUUUGUUCCCGCUCAAAAUCCAGCUUGAGCGCGAGCUUGGCCAGCGAGUGUUCGAAUACAUCUUCCCCAAUAUGGGGUCCGGCGCGAAUGGUGGUUUCUCGCCCUUCAUGAUCAAGAACAUAAAACCGCUGGAUGCAGAGGACGAUGAAGAUGAGGGAUCCGAUACCGUUGGGAAGACCUACGUCCCUGACGGCGUUGAUGAAGACAGCACGUCCACAUUCACGGAGGAUUUGGAGGGCCUGCCAAAGGGACCUGGUUCUAUUGAAUUGCGGCUCCAGCCCACUCUGUCUCUGUCGGACGAACCCCCAUUCAGACGACGCUCUGGACAUUUCAAGGGUCUGGCGAUGACACCCAUCCACAAGGACAAGGGCCGACCCGGGGUUGCAGAGAAUAACAAGCGUCCUGCAAGCGCUGGCAAUCUGUCUAAGAAGAAAUCCGCGGAUAGCAUUCGCAUGUUGACGAAGCAACAGACCGACAAAUCCCUCUCGAGCCAGGCAAGCGAAGAGAGCAGGAAGAAGUUUGGCCUGAGCCGCAGCUCGUCUUCCAAGAAGGACAAAUCCAAAGAACCCACCGACGACCUGUCGCAGAUGAUCUCUCGAGCCUCGCAAUACAUGUCCCUGUCACGCGUGAAGGUGCACGACGUGGUCCUCUGCGUGAGCUACAAAGGCAGAGGUGAACACAACAUCGAAGAUAUCCACGACUUCGUCUUCCGACUGCCCGUGCUCGAGUACGGCAACAAGACAUGGUCGAAUCUGGACCUCGCGCUGCGUCUGAAGAAGGAUGUCAUUAAGGCGCUCAUCUCGCACACGCCCGCCAUCCUCGGCAACAAGUUCUCGCAUCACCGCCCGUCCAAACAGCAACAGAAACGCUUCCGCGAACUGGCCUCGUCGUCUCAGCUUCUGCGUAGCUCGAAUAGCAUCUUGGAUUCAGAGCGCAGCCGCAACGGAACUCCCGGCCAGUCGAGCAGCGUCGACUCUAAUAGCGAGUACUCUGAGUCUCCGUCGCGCAAGUCAACCCAGUCCAACCCGUCGCCGCUGGCUCGUUCCAUUUCUCUUGAUUCGGAAGCUCGUGAUGUGACCCCGGAUGAGGAGGACAGCAUUAUGGUCGAUUCUCCAGGUGAAGCGGAUGUCGAUGUAGAUCCUCGCUGGGAGGCAUCUCGCCGCUUUGUCAAUGUUACGGAUCGGCCUCUGACUUCGAGCGGGGCGAGCACAAACUCCGAAGCCGCCCGUGGGGCUGAACAGGAUGAUAGUAACAAAAAGACCAUCCGCAAUCUUGGCCGCAGGUUGAUGUCUCGCAAGUGA
This is a messenger RNA of Penicillium riverlandense, 8616 nucleotides long. Its product is annotated as FMP27 family protein. Bases 1 to 8616 code for a protein of 2871 amino acids. Lineage: Eukaryota; Fungi; Ascomycota; Eurotiomycetes; Eurotiales; Aspergillaceae. The record is from RefSeq and is a predicted model, not a curated record. The transcript is spliced from 3 exons.